Daldinia decipiens is the source of this 2147-nucleotide messenger RNA. Its product is annotated as MFS general substrate transporter. The transcript is spliced from 8 exons. Bases 250 to 1821 code for a protein of 523 amino acids. Gene Ontology annotation, biological process: carbohydrate transport; transmembrane transport. Gene Ontology annotation, cellular component: membrane. Gene Ontology annotation, molecular function: carbohydrate:proton symporter activity. The record is from RefSeq and is a predicted model, not a curated record. Lineage: Eukaryota; Fungi; Ascomycota; Sordariomycetes; Xylariales; Hypoxylaceae.
GUAGUAUAUGCCAUGCCAUUCUAAACUCGCCUGACUUGUGCAAGAUAUGGCCUUACCCGGUUCCCGUAGAUGGACGGCUAAAUAUUCGCUAAGAUCAGAUGCGGAUACUUGGCCUCCGUUCCCAGAUUGUCAGGCGGCGUAGGCACGAUUAACUCAACUUGUUAUAAGGGACUUCCGACGCUCUCGCAUGAUAAUCUCCAAUUCAACUUUACCAACUUUGCUACCGCUUCGAGUUGACAUCCUGUCACAAUGGCAAUCAUCGGGGCCAAGGAACACCAUGUCGACCCUCGUCUGGCCAACAUUGCGAAAGCAGAUACUAAAAAAUGGUAUCAGAAGCCGAACCUAAGAGCACUUUAUCUUAUACUGAUCCCAGCCGCGAUGGGCGUCGAAUGGACAUCCGGGUUUGACUCUUCGAUGAUGAACUCCCUCCAAGCAGUGGAGGCUUGGGUUACAUACUUUGACAAUCCUACAGAGGGUCGGCUUGGUCUUUUAAAUGCCAUGUAUUCCCUUGGAGCUUUGAUGGCAGUGCCUUUUAUCCCCACCAUUUCCCAGUAUCUUGGGCGCCGUUGGUCCAUCCUUGCAGGAUCGCUAGUCUUAUGCAUAGGUGCUGGACUCCAGACGGCGUCCCAGAAUAGCGAUAUGUUUCUCGCAUCUCGCUGGGUGCUUGGAUUUGGUAUCCCCCUGGCCAUCGUUAACGCCUCCGCGCUUAUUGGAGAGCUAGCGUAUGAAAAGGAGAGACCGACUAUGACCUCCCUCUUUACUUCUUCUUGGCACGUGGGGGCUAUUGUCGCGGCUGGUGUCACCUAUGGGACUUUCCAAAUGACUAGUACCUGGUCUUGGAGGUUGCCCUCUAUUCUGCAGCUGGUUCCAAGCUUGUGUCAGAUAUUCUCUCUACCAUUUUGCCCUGAGAGUCCGCGAUAUUUAAUCUCAGUUGAUCGGAGUGACGAAGCAUACGCGAUUCUUCAGAAGUACCACAGUGAAGGGGACAAUGGCGAAGAGUUCGUUCGCCUCGAAUUUGCCCAGAUCCAAAGUACUAUUGCUCAAGAGAGGGAGACAGCUAAGGCAUUCGUGUGGGCUGAUGUUUUCCGCGAUCCACCGAUGAGACGCAGGUUUCUACUUGCUGCAAUAGUAGGAUUCUUUACCCAAUGGAGUGGCAAUGGGCUUCUUAGCUUUUACAGGUUCAAGAUUCUAAAUCUUGUCGGGAUCACGGAUAAUCACACUGUUCAGAAAGUCAUCUUGAGUAACACAUGCUGGGGCUUGAUAAACGCUGUCCCCGUGGCCCUCGUCGCACCACUAUUACGCCGUCGCGUUGGGUUCUUGAUUUGUACGAUUGGUACAGCUGUCGUUUAUAGCGUCUGGACAGUAGCUUCGGCACGGUUUGCUAUCGAAAACACAUCGUCUGCCGCAAUAGCAGUUCUGGUGUUUAUUUUCGCGUACUCUCCCUUCUACAACCUAGGCUGGAAUGCCCUAGCAUAUACCUACUUGGUUGAGAUAUUCCCGUACCAGCAACGAGCCAAGGGCAUCGCGGUCGAGCAAUUGACGGUUAGGUUUGCUGUUUUCUUCAAUACAUACGUGAACCCAGUAGCACUGGAUCGAAUCGGGUGGAAAUAUUACUUGGUUUAUUGUGUGUGGAUCCUAUUUGAAGUCGCAACCGUAUACUUCCUAUUCCCAGAGACAUAUAACAGAACUUUAGAAGAGCUCUCGUUCAUCUUCGAAGGAAAAGAGGUCCAGGAUAAGGUCCAAAACAAUGUCGAUAAGCAACUCGAGGCUGAGCAUGUCGACAAAAAAGCCGCCGAUGGAACGGAAAAAAUAGGGGUUUGACCGUGGAUAAUAGACCUCAGACGUUGGGUUGCAAUAAGAGCUACGAUCCUUGUGUAGCAUGGGACCUUUCAUGGAAUGAUAGGUUCAAUUAUCCCACGUCAUAGCCGUCGAAGCCAUUCCGCCGCAUCCGAUGUCGUGGCCGAAUCCGAGACCUAUCCACCAAUAUCAAGUCAUUGGUAUAACGAAUCGGAUGAGGUCUUACUUUUACAUUUUGGCGGGCACAGAUACAGAUAGGGCGAGAAUACCAUAAAGCCUUAUGAAUAAGCGUUUACUUCGUCGAGUUUAUAUGUACCAGGAUUUGAUGUGCUGUGCCACGCUAUCGUAAC